Messenger RNA from Stomoxys calcitrans (stable fly), 1172 nucleotides. RefSeq lists its product as uncharacterized. The transcript is spliced from 6 exons. The record is from RefSeq and is a predicted model, not a curated record. The coding region runs from base 95 to 1111 and encodes 338 amino acids. NCBI's taxonomy places the organism in Eukaryota, Metazoa, Arthropoda, Insecta, Diptera, Muscidae. Gene Ontology annotation, molecular function: protein binding.
ACACAACAAUUUUCAAAUACAAAGAAAAAACUUAAAAUUUAUUGAUUUAAGAAUUCCUUGUUCCAAAAAAAAUAUACAAAAAUAGUUAUUGAACAUGAACUUCCUUAUCCAACAUGGCAAAAUAAGAUCUCAGGUCAUUAAUGUACCCGAUGGAUUACCAGAACUACUCUCGGAUAUAACAAGAGAAGUCUUAAGAUGCCAACCGAGCAAGGAGGCUCUUUGUCAAUUCAUUAUUGACUAUUUACAUGCAGUGAUUAAGGCUAGGGAAAAGGCUCGAAUGGCCAAGUUGGCCAUAGAUAGAGCUCUGCGUAUGGUCAAUGAAGUCAUAGCCGAUAUGUGUAUUUGUGAUAUUCCAAAAAUCAAAGCCGAUAAAAUGUCUGAAGCCAUGGAGGAUUGCUUUAAACGAUUCUUGUCACAAUGGCGUUGUGGAAAGGGUAGAAAUAUAGAAUUUAUAAAAUUCAAUGAGAUUGAUAUCUUUGAUGAACUUAUGAAGAAAUGUAAGUUUUCCGAAAACGAAUUGAAAGCCUCGAAACCCGUUAUAGAGGCAGCCUAUCAGAGAUUUGUGGAAGCCUAUAUGACAGCAAAUCAGAAUGGAGAGGGCCCGGAAGCCUUAUAUCAAUAUUUCCGGGAACGUGAAGUCCAAAGGCAAGAGGAACGUGUACGGGAAGAAGCUGCUGUCAAAAUACAAUCAAAUGUCCGUGGUUUUCUAGCAAGACGCUCCCUAUUUGCAAAGAAAGAAGUGGAAACCCCAGUAGAGGAACUCUCUGAACCCUAUGAUCUUGUAAAGGAACAGGAGGAGGCAGCUCUUAAAAUUCAACGAUUCUUUCGUCGUCGUAUGAGCAAUAUACGCAAACGAGCUACUAUUCAGGAAUUCGAAUUUAAUGAUGUAUGUGAACCAGAGUCAAGAAUAUCUCUUACUGCUAACACACCAGCACCUGUUAAUGGACAACAGGAGGAUACAAAUGCCAAUGGACAACCUCUGGAGAUAGAUGCAAUUCAAGAACCGAACAUAGAUCAACUUCUCAACGAAACUGAAACAUCGGAAGCACGACAAGAUAAUGUUGAGACUGAUGUUAUUACCCUUGAGAACAAUAAUAGCAAUGGCGCUUAAUAAAAAAAAACUGUAUUUGUAUGUGUUCAUAAAUUUUCAAUAAAUUGUUUUCCCAUAAUAA